AUGACUGGGAGACGAAUCUUGGCGACGCUUGCAGCAGUUGUUGCUGUGGUUCUCACAUUUGGUACCCUGUCACCUUUCAGCUUCUGCGAUGAGAACACGGCAUCAACCUGGUUCAGGGGCUGGUGCUCAAUGCUCUCACCCAACCAGCCACCGGCAGAUCGACACAUUUUCACCUGCAAGUCGCACACCUACUCUACGGAAAUACUCUCCGUUGAUCCCCUGGUCAUCUACAUUCACGACUUCAUCUCCUCUCAUGAGGUCUCGUCCCUCCUAGAAACAGGAGAACCGUUGUUCGGGCCUUCCCUCUUGACUGGUAAAGAUGGUCAGGUACGACAAUCCCAACGCCGUACUUCACAAACGGCCCAGAUGCAGAUCGACGAUCCCGUCGUCCGCUGUGUUCUAGAGCGCGCUUCGGGGUUCAUGGGAUCCAUGCUCAGCCUGCCUUACGACGACUUCCAGCCUCCUCAACUUGUGCGCUACUCGGAGAAGCAGCAGUUCAAGGUUCACGCAGACUGGUUCGACGAACCGCAAAGUCGUCGAGCUGACUCGUCAGGGAUCGGAUCCUCGUGGAACAGACCUGCGACCUUUCUCGCUAUCCUAGAAGACAAUUGCACGGCUGGAGAAACGUGGUUUCCUCACAUCCACAUCCCGAAGAAGGCUGUUGCCAAGAGGACUGAGUCGCCGCCCUGGCGUCUGCACGAGCAAGAUGGUCUAGCUGUUAAGCCCAUCAGAGGCAACGCUCUGUUCUGGGUCAACCUUUUUGCCAAUGGUACUGGAGAUGACCGGACACGGCAUGCUGGGCUGCCUCCCACGUCGGGAGUCAAGACAGCGCUGAAUAUUUGGCCUCGAGUAUAUUACUCUUGA
Molecule: messenger RNA, 864 nt
Organism: Colletotrichum karsti
Lineage: Eukaryota; Fungi; Ascomycota; Sordariomycetes; Glomerellales; Glomerellaceae
Exons: 1
Coding region: 1-864 (287 amino acids)
Biological process (GO): peptidyl-proline hydroxylation to 4-hydroxy-L-proline
Cellular component (GO): endoplasmic reticulum
Molecular function (GO): iron ion binding; L-ascorbic acid binding; procollagen-proline 4-dioxygenase activity
Source: RefSeq, a predicted model, not a curated record